AUGGAAAAUCAGUCCGGGUCAGCAACAAACGGGGACACUAUUAACCCCGGCGAGGCAGGAGCACGUGGCGGCAACGGCGAUGCCGGAACCAACACGGGGGCAGGUGGGCUUCCACCUCUCCCCACUCCACAAGCGGUUGAUACCGCUAGCUUAUUGCUGCAAAUGACAAAUAUUGUCGCUUCAUUGACCCAGCAGUUGAAUGCGGCGCAGACUAGCCCGCAUUCUACUUUUCCCCCACGGCUCCACCCGAGUAUGACAAUUCCGACGUACUCGGGAUACUCUGAUAGAAAGUCGGUAGCUGACUUCCUAUUGGAGAUGGAGACCUAUCAGGUUGCAUCUAGAGCGUCCGACGAGGUAGUGCUAGGGCAGGUCUUGCCAGUAGCUCUAGUGGGGGACGCCGCUCGAUGGCGAAGGCUGCAGAAGCCUUUCACCUCGAUGGCGGACUUCCGGCAGCGUUUUAGGGAGGAAUUUUUGCCACCCGACUACGCAAUGCGUGUGCGCGAAGAGUUAGCUUUUCGCACACAGCACGCCGACGAGAGUCUCAUUGAAUUUGUGCGCGCAAUUCAAGAGCUCUUCGAUAGGGCCGACCCGACGGCCACAGAUCAGGAUAAGGUUUCGCGUGUUAUACGGCAGAGCCAUCCUAGCUUCCGUCCGUAUCUACGGGGGCGAAAUUUCGAGAAUCUUGAUGCGCUUGCACGAGAGGCUCGUGUGAUUCAGGCUGAUUUAUUGUCUGAAUUGCGGUACCAACCUCCACCGCGCCCGGAAGCGAAAUUCCGUAACGCAGGCUAG
This is a messenger RNA of Ornithodoros turicata, 789 nucleotides long. RefSeq lists its product as uncharacterized. The coding region runs from base 1 to 789 and encodes 262 amino acids. The transcript has a single exon. The record is from RefSeq and is a predicted model, not a curated record. Lineage: Eukaryota; Metazoa; Arthropoda; Arachnida; Ixodida; Argasidae.